AUGGCUACUGUGAUACCGCCGCCUUCGAAGAGGCAGAAAAGAGAAGCCCAACAAACAAGAGAAGUCAAUCUUGUCCCCAAGGACUUGCCCAAUGUUCUAAUCAAGUUCCAAGCAUCUGACACAGGAGAAUCAACUGGUGGCUCGAUUCGAGUUCCAGGAGGCAUUACGGAAAGGCAACUAGAAGAAUUACUUAACAAUUUAAGAGGCGAAAGCGAUGAUCCAGUACCGUACACAUUCUCCUUGUUACAUGAGGACGAUGGAAGUAAACUAGUUGAUAUUAGGAAUAACUUGUACGAAUCCGUGUUGAAGCCCGGUAUAAAGACAACAGAGGAUUUUCUCACUUUAGUGUACACUCCCAGGGCAGUUUUCAAAGUCAAGCCAGUGACUAGAUCCAACGCAGCGAUUGCAGGUCAUGGCUCAACGAUAUUGUGUUGUACUUUUGCUCCAAAUGACUCCGGACGCAUGUGUACUGGAGCAGGAGACUCGACGGCACGUAUCUGGGAUUGCAAUACUUCAACCCCAAUGCAUACUCUUCUGGGACAUACAAAUUGGGUGCUUUGCGUUGCAUACUCACCAGAUGGGUCAACGAUAGCCACUGGAUCUAUGGAUAACACGAUUAGAUUAUGGGACGCAUCGACAGGUAAGCCCAUUGGAAAACCAUUGACUGGGCAUUCCAAAUGGGUUAGUUCAUUAAGCUGGGAACCGUUACAUCUUGUUUCUGCCGAUGCCCAGCCGCGAUUAGCGUCAAGCUCAAAAGAUGGCUCAGUUAAAAUAUGGAAUACUACUUCACGUACAUGUGAACUUACAAUGAGCGGACAUACAAACUCAGUUUCAUGUGUCAAAUGGUCCGGUUCCAAUAUAGUAUACAGUGCUUCUCAUGACAAGACAAUCAAAGCUUGGGAUAUUGCUGCUGGUGGGAAAUGCAUACAAACCUUGAAGAGUCAUGCUCAUUGGGUCAAUCAUUUAUCAUUGUCAACCGAUUAUGUCUUGAGAAAGGGGGGAUUUGACCACACAUCGAGCAAGUCCUCCAAACACACACCAGAAGAGUUGCGCAAAAGGGCCAAAGAACAGUAUGAGAAAGUUGCCAAAUUGAAUGGUGUAAUUAGCGAGAGGUUAGUCACUGCCAGUGACGAUUUCACAAUGUUCUUUUGGGAGCCGCUCAAAUCUUCCAAACCCGUUUGCAGAAUGACGGGACACCAGAAGCUAGUCAAUCACGUUAGCUUCUCACCCGAUGGAAGAUACGUUGUUUCGAGCUCGUUUGAUAAUUCGAUCAAAUUGUGGGAUGGUAUCCGAGGAACCUUUGUCACAACUUUACGGGGCCAUGUGGCACCAGUUUACCAAACUGCUUGGUCAGCAGAUAAUCGAUUACUAGUGAGUUGCUCUAAAGACACAACUUUGAAGGUGUGGGAUAUCCGAACCAAAAAACUAAUGGUUGAUCUUCCAGGACAUGCAGAUGAGGUUUACGCGGUGGAUUGGAGUUUGGAUGGGAAACGUGUAGCCUCAGGUGGAAAGGAUAAAAUGGUGAGAUUAUGGUCCCAUUAG
Molecule: messenger RNA, 1542 nt
Organism: Lodderomyces theae
Lineage: Eukaryota; Fungi; Ascomycota; Pichiomycetes; Serinales; Debaryomycetaceae
Exons: 1
Coding region: 1-1542 (513 amino acids)
Biological process (GO): ribosomal large subunit assembly
Cellular component (GO): nucleolus
Molecular function (GO): protein binding
Source: RefSeq, a predicted model, not a curated record